Molecule: messenger RNA, 1767 nt
Organism: Botrytis byssoidea
Lineage: Eukaryota; Fungi; Ascomycota; Leotiomycetes; Helotiales; Sclerotiniaceae
Exons: 2
Coding region: 1-1767 (588 amino acids)
Biological process (GO): mRNA splicing, via spliceosome
Cellular component (GO): U2 snRNP; nucleus; U2-type spliceosomal complex
Source: RefSeq, a predicted model, not a curated record
AUGGCGCCGAAAAUGACCAAAAACCAAAUGCGGCGCGCAAAGAAGAAGGAGCAGAAGAAGGCAGCACAGGUGACCCCAACACCAGAAGCAGAUGUUCCAAAAGAAUCAGAACCAAAAGUCGAGGCAGCUGAGCCUGCCGAAACCACCGAGAAACCGAUCAAGAACGACGAAGAGCAAGCCAAAAACGAUGAAGAUCCUUUGGAAGCAGAUAUUGCAGCCUUUAACAUUUCUGAAGAUGAUCCAAAUUUCGCCAUGUUCAAGGAUAUUAUGGAAAGAUUUGGUGCUACUGCUGAAGAAGAUCAGGCUGCGAAAGAUGCAGACAAUGGUGACAAGGGCGAAGUAUUCUUCGAUGGUGAUGACGAAAUUCCAGACGAGGACGAAGAAGCAGAUAAGGAGCCCAAAUUAUCUAAAAAGAAGAGGAAGGAGAGAGACAAGCUUUCUGUUGCAGAACUGAAAGCUCUCGUAAGGAAGCCAGAGCUUGUAGAUUGGACAGAUACCUCAGCUUCGGAUCCUCGAUUACUUGUCCACAUCAAAUCAUAUCGAAAUGUCGUUCCAGUGCCGAAUCAUUGGUCCCUUAAGCGCGAGUAUUUAUCAUCGAAACGUGGUGUUGAGAAGGCUCCAUUUUCUCUUCCUAAGUUUAUUCAGGAGACUGGUAUCGCCGAAAUGCGUGACGCUGUGUUGGAAAAACAGGAUGGAGCUAGUUUAAAACAGAAGCAAAGGGAAAGAGUGCAGCCAAAGAUGGGAAAAUUGGAUAUUGAUUAUCAAAAGUUGUAUGAAGCUUUCUUCCGGUUUCAAACAAAGCCGGAACUAACACGUUAUGGCGAGGUUUACUACGAGGGAAAGGAGUACGAGACGAAUCUACGACAUUUGCGGCCUGGCGAGUUGAGCGACGACCUCAAAGACGCAUUAAAUAUUCCACCUGGAGCUCCGCCUCCAUGGUUAAUCAACCAACAACGGUUUGGCCCACCGCCUUCAUAUCCUUCACUUAAGAUUCCCGGGCUAAAUGCACCACCUCCACCGGGUGGCGCAUGGGGAUUUCAUCCUGGAGGUUAUGGAAAACCCCCCGUUGAUGAGUUCAAUCGACCCCUCUAUGGAGGAGAUAUCUUUGGUGUCCUUCAACCACAAGUUAACAACCAAGCAGGUGAACCUAUUGAGAGAACACUGUGGGGUGAGUUACAAGCACCUGAGGAGGAGUCUGAAGAAGAAGAGGAAAGCGAUGAGGAAGAAGAGGAAGGUGAUGAGGAGGACGUUGGUGGUUUGCAAACGCCUAGUGGUACCGAAACACCAGGUGGUAUGGCGUCAACUGUACCAUCAGAAUACCCUGGUGAGAUGAGUGUUGGCGGAGACUUUGAUCUUCGUAAACAAAAGAGGGGAACCGAGACUGAAGAGUCCACACACCCAAGAUCUGCUUAUACUGUCAUUCCUGAACGCCAGAUCCGCGCUGAAGGCUUCUUUGGCGGUGAAAGAGCUUAUGAUGUACGUGCUGGUCAAAAUGCGCAUUUACCAGUAUUAGGACAAGAAGAUACCAGAAAGAGGAAGAAGCCAGGAGAUGUAGAUGUUGCGUUGGAUCCAGAUUCUUUGCAGAAUGAGGAUGGUAUAAGCAAGGAAGAAGUAAAACGAAGGUUUGAGGCUCAAAAGAAAGAGGAACGAGGAGCUUGGCAAUAUGAUGAAGAUUUAAGUGAUAUGAUUGCUCAAGAGAGCAGGAAGAAGCAAAAGAGAGAUGAAGAAAAACGAGGCGAGAAGAGAGAAAGGUCCUACAGAUUUUAA